CGCGGGGCGCGGCGGCUGCCGAAGAUGCGCUGGCAGCCGGGGCUGCGCGGCGCUCCGCCGCGGCCGCCCUACGCGGAGGAAAAGAAGAAGAAGAAGGAGGAAGAAGAAGGAGAAGGAGGAGGAGGUGCGGAGUAGCCGCUGCCAUGAGCUGCUCGGACGUGGCCAUGCAGCAGCCCGUCCCGGCGGCGUGCGGGGCGCCCCGCUACCCGGCAGCGCCCGCCGCGGGGUGCGCGCAGAAGAAGUUAGCAGUAUACCACAAGAUGCAGGAGUCUCUGGAAGUGACCCUUCCCAGCAAGCAAGAGGAGGAUGAGAAAGACCAGCCUGCCGAGAUGGAGUACCUUAACUCUCGCUGCGUCCUUUUCACUUACUUCCAGGGAGACAUUGGUUCAGUAGUGGAUGAACACUUCUCAAGAGCUUUAAGCCAAGCCAGUAGCUUCAAUCCAGAAACCGCCCUUACCAAAAGCAAGGCAGGGCUAAGUCCUCUGUGGAGAGAAAGUUCAACAAUUUCAAGCCAAAGGAGCAGUUUUCCGACUUCAUUUUGGACCAGCUCUUAUCAGCCUCCACCUCCACCAUGUUUAAGUGGAGUACACCCCGAUUUCCCUGUUACUGCACCAGGCACCUUCCCAACACCAGAUCCCAGCAGCUGGCCAGGACAUGGCCUUCAUCAGACUGCCCCACCUCCUCCCCCUGCUGCAUCUGAAUCUUGGCAUUAUCCUUUAGCAUCUCAGGUGAGCCCUUCAUAUGCACACAUGCAUGACGUGUACAUGCAUCACCAUCACCCUCAUCCACACAUGCACCAUCACCAUCCCAGCUCGCACCGUGACCCCCGGUAUGGGUCCCUGCUGAUGCCUUCAGUCCGCACAGCCAGGAUUCCUGCUCCACAGUGUGACGUGACAAAGACAGAUCCUGCCGCUGUCACCAGCGCUACCUCAGCAUGGGCUGGAGCCUUUCACGGAACAGUGGACAUAGUGCCAAGUUUUGGGUUUGACACAGGUCUACAGCAUCAGGACAAGAGCAAGGAAGCUUCUUGGUUCUGAAGUUCAAUUAAAUUAAGACCAGCUAGAGAUGGAGUCAGUCCAGCUGGGCAGGCAAUCUAACAGCCAUUGACUCUCCUGCAUGGGGCAAAGGACACACAUGAAGAUGAAGAGCCAACCAUUCUGAUUUUGCUAUUGAGCCUUUUGUUUGUAAGGCCAUUUAUGGUUCCCACAGUGUUGGAAGAAAACAAAAAAACUAACUUUCCUUUCUUUCCUCAUCUGAGCCUGAUGCAGCUGGGCAAGCUAACUCCUUUCUGCUCCUUUAACAGUGUUUUAUUUUGUUCGGCUUGAUAUUUUUAUGAACAGUCUCAAUUGUCAGGAAAAAGACUCUCCCUUGAUUACAGUGCGCCUCCUUUCAGGAAUACAGUAUUUUGUAGCUCUUUGUGCAUCUAUUUUUGUAGAAAUACAGAAAGUUUGGGUAAGGAUUGAUGGGCUAUUUUAGGAUGACAUAUUUUUUUAAAAAAAAUUGUAAAAUUCUUAAGUUCUGUUUAAAGAACUUGCUCUCAGAGAAGCACUGGCAAAAAUGUAUAAAAUGCUAUUUUUAGAUGUCUGUGAUGUGUUUGUGCAUUUUGGUUUUUUUGUUUGUUACCUCAAAUGUCUCUUUCCUCUCUUUUUAAAGAGCUAAAUGUUCCUUGUUUCCACAUUACUAGAUUUCAAUGUUUUUGUCCUUUUUUUUUUUUCUUUCUCCUAGAUUAAGCAAGUGUAACUCGCACCUAAAGUUUCAGCUAAGUAUUUUCCCUGCUGAUGUUAGAUUGUAGUAAGGGUAUUUUCUUGCUUCUAAAGAUGGCUUUGUGCUGUGCUGAUUGUCAGAAACUCGCAAACACCUUUAGCAUGGAGCAAAGCUUGGGGUUACAGGAACUGCAUUUCCAACCUAUCCAUUCUUUCAAAAUGGACCAAAUACUCUUCCAGAUUUUAGUCAGACCUGGGUCUGGGGCCUCAUCCACAAUCCACUGAAACUGUUGAACGCAGUCUUCUGUGGGUGAUGUUUCAGGCCCUCAUAGUGUUCAUGAAUAUCAGUGUAUUCUUAAUUUUAACUCACAAGGCAGGACUUCAUCCAAGCCAUUUCAACAGUGGUAACUUAUAACAUCAAUUUUCAGGAGAGAAAUGUCAAUUAAGUGUGUGGCUUGUGGUAACAAGAUCUUUUCACUUGGCCUGAUCUGUCUAUUGAGCACCUCAAGGAAAGUGCUGAAUUUUUCAACUCCUCUUAACUUCAAAAUCUGUUUUUCUAGCAUAAGAUUUGCUGUGGGCCCUGUGAGACACCAACUGCAGUGCCUUGAAUUUUGUAAGAAAUUGGAUGUGCUCAGCAUGCACAAAUUCAGGCUUAACUGUUGUUCUUGGUAAGAAUCUGAGUGUGGAAACAAUGUGGCCAUGUCUAGCCACAGCACUCUGCAAGAUGUUUGGGAAACCCCAUUUCUAGCCUGGACCUUGGGUCUGACUUCCAUAAUAAGGACUUUAAUUGAAGCUGAGGUGAGAAUGAUCCAAUCCUGAAUAACAGCGGCAAGAUGACACUUGGCAGCCCCAGUCCUGUGAUGGGCUGGAGCUAGGUUGGCCACCAUACCCAGCCCUAAGGACUCCAGUGUGAGUGUCAGCAUGUACUUAGGUGGGACUGAGUGCAGGAUCAGGGCAUGCAUUGCCAGACCCUAACUAGUGCUUGGAAAUGUUGGCUUUCUGCUCUGUGCACCUAAAGUUGAUCCAUAUAUUUCCCAAGGCUCUCAUAACCUAUUAUAUUUUUGUUGCCACUGUUUUCAGACAUCAGUGUCUGAAAUUCAAACCAGCUAAGUGGAAACCAAAACACAAACACAUGGCUGAAAUAAGAACGAGUUUAAUUUUAAGGCAAUGAGCAUUGUAAAUGGAGAUUUGUCAGGUGGAGACCACCUGGAUCUGCGUGUGAGAGGGGAGGAGUGUUGGGAUGUGCGUGCCGCUCUGAGGUUCAAGUCAGCCUCCCUGCAUUGCUUUUUCUCUUCAGGCUUUUUGAACUUGAUCAUGUGAGGUGUUGAGUGUUCUCCCUCGCUGUGUGAGAGAGCCUGACAUACUGGCACUGGAGGCAUUAGGAUUAUGUCACAAUUUGGCAAGGCUCUUGAGUGUAUAGCUCACUGAUUUGAAGUUUGAGGUAGCAUAAAAGUGCUGAAUGCACUAUGCCUAAGUAUUUAAAAUAGUAGGAUUGUAGUUUGUAUUGGGAUGCUGAAUUAAAUGUGAUUUUUUUUUCCCCCUCAUUUUUAUAGUCCAUCAGCAUUUCUUUCUUAUAAUAAAUUUCACUCUCAUGACAGUUCUAUAUAUUGUUGCUGCUCUGGUGCAGCUAGAUACUCAAUUUAUCAAUGAAUUCAUAACAUAAUGGGAAUACUAUAUAGGAGAGGAUGUAGUAAUAGCUGCCAUGGUUCACUUUCUUAUCAGGAUGGUAUAUUUCAGGAAAUACCUUAAGAAUAAGAGUUCUAACUUAGGAAUUCUGAUGGUAUGAGGAAUACUGGAAGGAAAAAACAUCCAAGCUUUUUUUUUAAAUUUUUUUUUUUUUUUUCUGUUGGAGUUGGCAAAGCUGGACAGCAAACAGGCAAUGUGUCCUCUUUGAUCUUCAGGGCUGAAGGGUUUGGGUGGUGGGAGGAGCAAAAGAAAAGACAAAAUUUCUUUUUGAGGUGGAGUGUGUUUAACUUCCUGAAAUACUUUGAUGUUUAACACGAACAGUCAGUUCAUUGCCUUCCUCUUUACAAGUUCAGAUAAUGAGGGAUCUCUUCCUAUUCCCUGUAGAUGUCAAAGAAGAAUGGGACAGGAAAAAACAGGCCUACAGUUUGCACUGGACUCAGUUUCUGGAUUGUUUUAUUGAGCUGAUAGCUGUUGGGGAUGAACAUGUGGUGAAGCUAUUGGCUCUUCCACCUCAAGGACUACUGUUAUGUGCCUAGUUUCCACUGAUGAACCUGUGAGUGUGCUGAAGGAACUUCUUUUGCUCUACAGGCUCUGGAAGAUGUGUCAAUAAAGAUCUGCUGUCAUCUAUAGCUAUUUGUCUGCUGGUCAGCUGACUUGGAAAAUCAAAUAAAUUCUUUUUUAAUUUUCCUUAGUCACUAACCAUCCCCUGAACUAACAAGAGUUGAAAGUAAAAACACAAGUGCAUAUCAGUAGCCCUACUUCUAUGUUCCACAUAUUGAAGGACAGGAAGGAGAAAAUCCUUCCCUGUGAGAAACUUUUAAGUUAAAUUCAACAGAUUUACUUCUCUCUCUCAUACACACAUGCUUAUACACACACGCAUAUAUAUGCUUAUGAGAAGCAGAUGCUGUGGUGCUUUUGUUGAAAGAGGAGGGGAGUACUUGCUUGCAACGUUGCAGUUAUGGGGAAUUGAUGGCAGUGAGAAAGAAACAGAUUUCUUGAAACUGCUCAUGUUUCUGCAUGUAGGAAAAAAAGGCCCUUAAAAUCAGGUCACAGAUAAGUUAUGUGUCUUAAGACAUUACUAAAGGAGUUGUUUAAUUCUUUCUGUUUGUGGUGAGUUCUGAUACUGUCCCAAGAAAUUAGAUGAUUCAUUUUGUGAGGACGUAUAGAACAUAAUGUAUUCUGUCACUAUUUCUGGGAGAACAUAGGAAAAUUACUGUUUAAUUUAAAGAAAAACUAUACUAAACUCCUGAAUGUUGUCCAGGGUUUGAUUUUAUUCCUGUCAAUAUUAAGAAAUCUGCUGUCAAUUUUUGUGUCCUCAUUUGAAGAGUAGGAGGGUUCAAGCUAUCCACCAGGUUUUUGAAAAGCAGCUGCCAGUUUGUUUCAGCUGGGUAUUUUCAUCCCAAUAAGAUGAUGGAAUAGUGCAGCUGCUGACCACCCAGCAGAUUUGAUUUCUGGGGAACUGAAUAAGCUGUGCUUAGCGGUAGUAAAAUGCACUUUGUUCUGAUUACUUUCCUCACCAGACACAAAUUCAGCUAUCAGUUUGUCUGAUACCUCUUUCAUAGCGUGAAGGUCUUCAGUGAAUGGCAGUUUUCUCUGUCACCUACUUCUGCUUCAGAACAUGCUUUCAAGGAUGAAAACCUCAUCAUAGCUUUCAGAGAGAGCAGAGGUUGCAGGAUAGGAGCAUCACGUUUACCACCACCUGCACUUAGGAUUAACUUGCCUGUACUGACCCUUUCUGGUUAUUGGUUAUUGCAUAUGUCUUGCUCUCUUUCCACAAUUCUCUGUGUAUAUGUGUGUAAAUAUAUAUACACAUAUAUACAUACAUGUAUAGUAAUACCUGGUUCCCUCUAUUUGACCCUCGUGCUUCAAAUGUAUGUCCUUUGGAAAUGAAGUGAAUGACAUCACUAAAUCUCGACUGAGACAAUGUAGGCAUUUAAUUGCAUUCUUUGUAACCUCAGGAGUGAAUGGAAGUUUUGUAUUUGUAAAAACGAAAACACCAACAGGAAACCCAACUAAAAAGAAAAAACCUUUUUGUUUUAUCUGUAAAGAUGACUAUGGAGUCAGCAGAGUUAUAUAGAGAGGUGCAAUAUAUUGCCUUUCAGCAGACAAGCAUAUAUUUUUAAUAUGAUUCUUCUAACUAAUUUCAGGUACAAGCUUUUUCUCCAUAUCAGUGGACCAGCAAAAUAUAUUUCUUAUAUGCAUUUUAGAAAUACAUAUAUUUUAAAAAUUGACUUCUUGGCUUUAAUAUGUCAGCCUUUGAGCUUUUAAAGAGUAUUUGGUAAAUAUUGAUUGUGUGUGGAUUUUUAAACAAAGUUGAUGCGUAUUCUUUGGAACAGAAAUCUCAAGCAGGAAGGUAUUUAAAAAUAAAUACUGCUUUGACAUAUUAGCUCCAUUGGCUCAAUCUGAGAGUUGUGAUGCCGGAAGAUGUCUCUUUAAAGACUAAGGGACUCUUGACUGAGCAAAGUCAAAUGAGAGUCUCUACAAGAGGCAGGAGCAGUCUUCUUGCAAAGAUUUGAGCUGGUAGAGCUAUGACCAGAAAUGAUCCUCUGUGGCAUUGUAUGUAGAUGCUUGGGCAGCCACUUCUCAACCUAUUAAAAUCAGGCUGUGGUGGCAGGUUUGUAUUUGCCCUGUCUUAUAGGGUGAACUGAUUUCCAAGGGAAUUGGAGGUGUCCCUGGAAACCUGUGGUUUAGGUGCCCUAGGUCUGCACGAUACCAAUCGCGCUCUCCCUGUUCUUGUACUGUGGUCUCCGUGACACCACAGUGUGACCUGUGAAAGCUGGGCUGAAGUUCCCCAUAAAAUGCAGGAUGUUUUUAGUUUCAAAGAAAGAUAGUUUAGGGAUGGCGGUUAUUAAAGCAUAACAGUUAUCUCAUGUACCUGCCCAGUGGUUCAAGCCUUCAGGAUGCAUCAACUGUGCAUCAUUGAUGAUGGCUCUUUGCAUACGGAGCCCAAAUACUGCUUCCUCCCCUUAGUGUUUUUGGAAAGCUUUGAUGGCGUUGAGAUCAUUGGCACCAGCCUCAUAUGCCUGAAUUGCAGUCCAGUGUUGGAUGGCACAGCAUGGUUGCUUGAGGUCUGAUCGAACAUUGGUGGACAUCAGCUGGAAUCAGUAUUGAUUCCAGUGAGUGUGGGCUCAGGUAACUAGUACCUGUAGACAACUGAUAUUUAUAGCAGUUGUGGUUUACAGUAAUCUAGUAAAGUAUCUGCAGAACUAUACUGCACUUUCCCUGCUAGCUGUUUGUAGCUGUUGUAUAAAACCAUCAGUUGAAUCAGGGUCCUUCUCUUUCCCCAACUUGUUUUCCAACCCUGCUUCCCUCAAAACUCCAUUGAACUUUUUUGCCCUUCUCAUCAAAACUGAUUUGGGGGGGAUGUUUGUAUGAAGAAAAGUGUCACUGUUUUAAUUACUGAAUAAAUAAUUUAAUGUGAAUUUUACUGUUGUAUUUUUUAUGUAGCAUUUUUGUUUGGUCUGUAUUUCUCAACAAUUUGCUAAUGCUUUCUUUUUAUUCUUAUGCAACUGAAGAACUCAUAAAUCUCUUUGUAAGUUGCCGCAUCCUGAGUUUCUAUUUUUUGUCAAGAGAUUAAUUUUUGGAGCAAGAGUUUAUCUUCUAUUGAGAACGUUUUAAAGCAAGUAUUCUGAACUGUUUUUCUGCUAAAAUUAGAUGGAGUGA
Molecule: messenger RNA, 7052 nt
Organism: Cuculus canorus (common cuckoo)
Lineage: Eukaryota; Metazoa; Chordata; Aves; Cuculiformes; Cuculidae
Gene: VGLL3
Product: vestigial like family member 3
Exons: 4
Coding region: 144-1037 (297 amino acids)
Biological process (GO): regulation of transcription by RNA polymerase II
Cellular component (GO): nucleus
Source: RefSeq, a predicted model, not a curated record